AUGUCGACCACCAACACCACCAACGCCGCCUCCCAGCAGGACGCUGCGGACAAGAAACCGGCGCAGGAGACGGUGACGAAGACGGUGCAGACGGUGGAGGUGCGGUCGUCGGCGGGGCAGCCCGACGAGGAGGGCGUGCUCAAGCCCGUGAAGGUGGUGCACGAGAUCCCCGCCAAGGAGGCCAAGGACAACUCCGGCGUCAAGCAGGACUAG
Molecule: messenger RNA, 213 nt
Organism: Miscanthus lutarioriparius
Lineage: Eukaryota; Viridiplantae; Streptophyta; Magnoliopsida; Poales; Poaceae
Source: the annotation of a GenBank genome assembly